Messenger RNA from Papaver somniferum (opium poppy), 506 nucleotides. RefSeq names its product succinate-semialdehyde dehydrogenase, mitochondrial-like. The transcript has 7 exons. Lineage: Eukaryota; Viridiplantae; Streptophyta; Magnoliopsida; Ranunculales; Papaveraceae. The record is from RefSeq and is a predicted model, not a curated record. Gene Ontology annotation, molecular function: succinate-semialdehyde dehydrogenase (NAD+) activity. The coding region runs from base 125 to 436 and encodes 103 amino acids.
AAAAACUUGAAGUUGGGUGUGGUUUCACAGAAAACGUUUCACAGGGUCCACUAAUCAAUGAUGUUUUCAUGCAAAAGUUGAAUCUUUCCUUCAAGAUGUUACCUCAAAGGGAGCAAAAGUACUCAUGGGUGGUAAAAUACAUAGCCUUGGGAUGAAAUUUUAUGAGCCCACUAUACUCGGUGAAGUCAACAACGAGAUGCUCAUAGCAAGGACUUGCUGCUUAUGUUUUCAAAUAAAUGUCCAACGUUCUUGGCGUGUAUCUGAAGCACUUGAGUAUGGAAUAGUUGGGGUCAAAGAAGGAAUAAUAUCAACAGAGGUGGCGCCGUUUGGAGGAGUUAAACAAUCUGGUCUUGGACGAGAGGGUUCCAAGUAUGGGAUGGAUGAAUACCUGGAGGUUAAGUACGUGUGCAUGGGGAACAUGGGUGGUAAUGCAUAAUUUUGGCCAGCCUUUUUUCCAUGUAUCACGAGAGUUGAGUAUAUAUUCAGCCAUAGGUAUGGAGAAACAU